AACUCAAUAUAUUAAAUCAAUUUUUAUCUCGUGAAAUUGAAUUUCGGCGAAAUGAGUGAAAACAAAGCGGUGUCGGAAAAAGAGCUUUUGGACGCGAUAAAAAAUCUUUUGAGAAAAGGCGGUCACCUGAAUAAAUUUCAAGCAGAGAUGAGAGCCAAAGUAACCGAAAUCCUUCAGAAUAGACAAGUAGCUCUCAACCCCAAUUAUAAAAACACGGGCGCGCCAAAACUAUCAGAUGAAGUGUUGCUUAUCAACGAAUUGAUUCGAGAAUAUCUCGAAUGGAAUGGAUACUUAUAUACCGCAUCUGUUAUGAGUUCAGAGGCUGGAAUGUCGCCUGUGAAGCGUCCUCGAAGAGAGUUAUGUGCGGAAGUAGGGGUCAAGGAUGAUGAGAAAUCGUCAACGUUACCCUUACUAUCAAAUAUCAUAGCGGCAUAUACUGAGAGAAUCAAACGGAAAAUCAAUAGGAUGAAAAAAGUUACGCAAUAGUUGCGUUAUUACAAUUGUUUACGAAAAAAUUCUAUUCUUUUGAUAUACCUGAAUGCGAAUUAAAAUAUAUGGCUAUAUUUCUGUGACUAUAAUUAUUGACACUA
Molecule: messenger RNA, 590 nt
Organism: Pieris brassicae (large cabbage white)
Lineage: Eukaryota; Metazoa; Arthropoda; Insecta; Lepidoptera; Pieridae
Product: centrosomal protein 20
Exons: 2
Coding region: 52-486 (144 amino acids)
Biological process (GO): cilium assembly; microtubule anchoring
Cellular component (GO): centrosome; ciliary basal body; motile cilium
Molecular function (GO): protein binding
Source: RefSeq, a predicted model, not a curated record